Messenger RNA from Maudiozyma saulgeensis, 3657 nucleotides. Lineage: Eukaryota; Fungi; Ascomycota; Saccharomycetes; Saccharomycetales; Saccharomycetaceae. The record is from the annotation of a GenBank genome assembly.
AUGGCUCCAACUAAAAGAAACAUUUCUCAAAUUAUAGAAGAUGAUACAAAUGACCAGAUUGUUUCUGGUCAAAAGAAAACAUUCAAAAAGAACGAUUAUAGCCAAGGAAAAGAUUCAGGCUCAGAUACAGACAACUCUGAAAACGAAGAAGAGGAAGAGGACGAAGAAACCACACACAAGUCUAAAAAUGUUUCAGGAUCCACUGCAGCAUAUGACAUCCAUGUAGCUAGAGAAACUGCUGAAUUGUUUCAAUCCAAUAUCUUCAAAUUGCAAAUAGAUGAAUUGGUAGAACAAGUGAAACUAAAUGAUAAACAUGUAUUGAAAGUUGAAAAAUUCUUACAUAGAUUUUAUGAUUUAAUCCAACAAAUUCCAGAUUGGGAAGAAAAAAAUAUUACAGAAACACUUUCUUAUUUUAAAGGAAAAUCCGUUUCUAUACCAUUUGUUGAUCCAAAACCAGCCGUAGCUUCUACUAAUUAUAAAUUCAAUUACAAAGCACCAGAAGUAUCUUUGAUUGGGUCAUUUGCCUUAAAGACAGGUAUAUAUCAACCGCAAGGUUCUUCUAUUGAUGUAUUAUUGACGAUGCCAAAGGAACUGUUCGAAAAGAAAGAUUUCUUGAACCUUAGAUGUUUACACAAGAGAAGCGUUUAUCUUGCAUAUUUCACAUACCAUUUAAAAGAUUUAUUAGCAAAGGAUAAACUAGACGAAUUUUUAACUAUUGAAUAUUCAUAUCUUCAUGAUGAUCCUUUACUUCCUAUAUUAACCUUAAAAUGUAAAGCUAGUGAUGAAUAUAAACAUGAAUUAAAUUUCUACAAAACCAAAUUCUCCAUUAAUUUAAUCAUUGGUUUCCCAUACAAAAUCUUCGAAUCUAAGAAAUUAUUACCAAAUAAAAACUGUAUUAGAAUUGCCAAGGAAGAUAAUGAUACUCCACUGCCAGCAACAUCACUUUAUAACUAUUCUGUGCUUUCUGCAUCUGCAUAUGAAUCAUAUUUGAAAUAUCUCUAUAAAUGUAAGAAACAAACCGAAGCAUUCAGAGAGGCAUCAAUUCUUGGAAGGCUAUGGUUGCAACAAAGAGGUUUCUCGUCCAAAAUUUCACAAUCUGGUGGUCUUGGUGGGUUCGGUACUUUUGAAUUUUCUAUUUUAAUGACUGUAUUACUGAAUGGUGGUGGUGAAAACGGAAAUAAAAUUCUUUUACACGGUUUCUCCUCUUAUCAGUUAUUUAAAGGUGUGAUAAAAUACUUAGCCACUAUGGACAUUUGUACAGAAGGUCAUUUACAAUUCCAUUCUGACAUCACAUAUACUGCAGCUGUAUCAAAAUAUGUCAGAGAAGGGUUCCAAACACCAACCAUUUUUGAUAAAUCUACAAAGAUUAACAUCCUUUCCAAAUUAUCUGUCAGUAACUAUAAUAUUCUGAAAUUUUAUGCGAAGGAAACAUUGUCCAUGCUGAACGAUGUAGUCCAGGAUCGUUUCUCCAACAUAUUUUUAACUAAUAUCGGUAGAUCUGAUCAACUAAAAUACGAUUUAUGUUACGAUUUGAAGUUCCCAACAAAUGGUAGCGCCGAAUCUGAUAUAAUAUCUAAAUUUACUGCUACUGAAAGAAUUAAAUACAUUACAAUUGAAAACUUUUUAGUACACAAGAUUAUAAGUGUGAUUAAAUAUGCAUUGAGUGACAGAAUAACAAAUUUAGAAGUACAAUUAGUAGGUCAUAGAUCCACAUUUGCUACAAACAAAAGGAAACCUCUUAUUACUAUGUCUCCUGGUUCUCAAUUCAAUUUUGAUCACAUCAGAAUUAAACUACUAAUAAAUCAAGAGGAAUCUGAAAAGUUAAUCACAAAAGGUCCAUUACAUUCAGAACAAGCAUCACAUGCUUCUGUUCUAUUUAAAAGUUUCUGGGGACCAAAAUCAUCCCUUCGUAGAUUUAAAGAUGGUUCCAUUAAUCACUGUUGUCUAUGGACGACUUCCAGUUCUGAGCCUGUCAUUUCAUCAAUUGUUCCAUUUAUCAUAAGCAGACAUAUUUCUGAAGCUAUCCAUGUUGAUAACAUUAUAACUAAAAAAUUCCAAAAUUUGCUACCAUUACCAAACUUGGCGGCCAGUUCAAAGACUUCUGUUCUGAAUAUGACAAGUUUCUUCAAUAUAAAGAAAUCAUUCGAUGAUUUAUAUAAGAUUAUUUUCAGAAUGAAACUUCCAUUAUCAGUUAAAUCUAUUUUACCUGUUGACACUUCAUUCAGAUACACUUCAUUGUGUCAACCUGUCCCAUUUGCAUAUUCUGAUCCAAAAUUCUUCCAAAAUAUAAUUCUUGAAUUCGAAACCUCACAAAAAUGGCCGGAUGAAAUAACUUCCCUGGAAAAGGCCAAAACUGCAUUUUUAUUGAAGAUAGAAGAGCAAUUGACUUCAGAACAUGGUACUAAGUAUAAAUCAUUCUUUGCACGUGAUGAAUCCAUCCCAUUUAAUUUAGACGUCACUACACUAAAUAUUUUGACCCCAGAAGGUUAUGGUUUCAAAUUUAGAAUCCUAACCGAACGUGAUGAAGUUCUAUAUUUGAGAGCUAUUUCUAAUGCUAGAAAAGAAGCAACACCAGCUUUAGAGAACACCUUCCUAGAAUUUACAUCAACUUACCUGGCUUCUAUCAGACACACCAGAACAAUCGAGAAUAUUUCCCAUUCAUACCAAUUCUACUCUCCAGUUGUUCGUCUAUUUAAAAAAUGGUUAGACUGUCAUUUAUUAAUGGGCCAUCUUAAGGAUGAAUUAAUUGAAUUAAUUGCAAUGAAACCAUUCACUGACCACUACCCAUAUUGUAUCCCAGGCUCUGUUGAAAAUGGUUUCUUAAAGAUUUUAAAAUUCAUCGCCCAAUGGAAUUGGAAAGAUGAGCCUUUAAUCUUAGAUUUAGUUAAACCAGAUGCUGCCUAUGAGGAUCAAAUGGAAGUUAGUAUCGGUGGAUCUGAGAUCAACUCUGAAACUAUGAAAAAAUUAUCCGAAAAGCUAACACUUGCUCAAUACAAGGCAAUCCAGUCUAACUUCCGUAACUUAAGAAAAGAUGACCCAAAUGGUAUUCAUCUACAAUUCUUCGUUGCAUCAAAGAAUGAUCCAAGUGGUAUAUUGUAUUCUUCAAAUAUUCCGCUUGCCAUUGCAACCAGAUUGACGGCUUUAGCUAAGGUUGCGGUUAAUUUAAUUCAAACACACGGUUUAAAUAGCCAAACUAUCGAUUUACUUUUCGCCCCAGGGUUAAAGGAUUAUGAUUUCGUAGUACAUUUGAAAGUCCCAAAUAAAUUGAAGAUAUCUUCUGGUAUUAUUACACAGUCAGAAUUUAAGAAUUUAACAAAUAUCGAUGCACCAUCAUCAUUCCCAACUGACUUAAAUGAACUAAGCCAAAAGAUGGAUCCAACAUACCAAUUAGUGAAAUAUUUGAAUAUGAAAUAUAAGAAUACUAUGAUUUUUUCAAGCCACAAAUACAUUGGUGUUAAUGGUGGAACAUAUGGUAAUGAAAAUGUAAUUACUGGCUUAAUCAAGCCAUUAUACAAGAAACAAAUGAAAUUUAAGGUUAAUAUGGAUUGUAACACUAAACCAGUUGAUGCAGAAAGUGUUAUUUUGAAUAAAGAAUCAAUUUACCAUGAGAUUGCAGCCUUUUCCAGCGAUUUAAUUGUAAAAUUUGAUCUAGAUUAA